AUGAUCCUCCUACUCAUUCCAAUCCUAUCAAUUUGCUCAAUUCGUCGUUUGAAUAAGCUGGCACCAUUCGCACUUGCUGCUAACUGCAUGUACAUCUCUGCCGUGGUGAUUGUGCUGUAUUUCUUCUUCACGCAUUUGAAAUCGUCUUCCGAUUUGCCAGCUGUUGGCCAUCUUCAUACUGUUCCUUUAUAUUUCGGGACAGUUUUAUUCGCUUUCGAAGGAAUUGCUGUGGUUUUACCGGUCGAAAAUCGCAUGAAUCAGCCGCAAAUUUUCAUUCGAUGGAAUGGUGUGCUAAAUUCGGCAUGCUUAGUUGUGUUGUCAAUAUUUGCUGUGAUGGGAUUUUACGGUUAUUUGGCUGUUGGUGAUAAAGUUGCUGAUACUGUUACAUUGAAUUUACCACAAGAUCCGUAA
Molecule: messenger RNA, 411 nt
Organism: Gongylonema pulchrum
Lineage: Eukaryota; Metazoa; Nematoda; Chromadorea; Rhabditida; Gongylonematidae
Source: the annotation of a GenBank genome assembly